CGCAUCAUUCUUCUCUGUUUUGCAUUCGUGUAAACACGUCCAGACGAAGGAAGUGCGAUUGUGAAAUUAAUUUGAAUUCUGUUUUGGGAAUUUCAUUGAUUGCAAUAGUGAAAUUCGGAAUUACGCCAGUGUGGUCGAUAUUUUGGUGAAUACGUGUGAAAAUAAACCCGACAAAAUGAGUGAAACGGAUGUUAGCGGAGACCAAAAGCAACAACAGCAGCAGCAGCAGCCAGUGCCAUUGCAGGACUCGACGAACAAAACCAGCAAAUUCACGGAUGUGGCCGACGCUUUGGGGCACGGAAAUGGCCUGGAUAGCUAUGGAAACCGCUUCAAAGCACGCAUGCCGGUGGAUCGUUAUGCCUCGGAAUAUAACAUGAAUCAUCCGAAGCGCGGCCUGGCACUGAUUUUCAACCACGAACACUUUGAGAUCCCCCAGCUGAAGGCUCGCACCGGGACCAACGUGGACUGCGAAAACCUUGCCGCUACGCUUAAAUAUCUGGACUUUGAUGUGCGCGUGUACAAGGACUUAAAGCUGAGGGAUGUACAGAAGGAGGUCGAGAAAGUUGCCAUGAUGGACCACUCGGAGCAUGACUGCGUCUCCAUUACGAUUCUUUCGCAUGGUGAGCUGGGCUACCUUUACGCGAAGGAUUGCCAGUACAAGUUGGACAUCAUUUGGUCGUACUUUACGGCCAAUCGGUGCCCUACGCUGGCUGGCAAGCCAAAGGUGUUCUUCAUUCAGGCUUGUCAGGGUGAUCAGCUGGACGCUGGAGUGUCCUUGGCCGAACGCACCGAAACCGAUAGCGCCGGCUCGAUGAGCUACAAAAUCCCGUCGCAUGCGGAUUUCCUGAUCGCCUACUCGACUAUUCCGGGAUUCUACUCGUGGCGUAACACCCAGAAGGGUUCCUGGUUCAUGCAGUCGCUUUGCCAGGAGCUGAACCAGCACGGUAAGAAGUACGAUCUGUUGACCCUUUUGACUUUCGUUGCUCAACGCGUGGCGUACGAUUUCGAGUCCAACACGCCGGACAUUCCUAUGAUGCACCAGCAGAAGCAGAUCCCUUGCGUGACUACCAUGCUGACGAGGUUGUUACGUUUUACCGAAAAGUAAUAGCGACCGAGGCAGUUCGAUGUUUGAUCAUCCUGCUUUGAGCAUGACAAACCUCCCCCCUCUAAUAGCGUAAACGCACCACCUCGUUUCGAAAUUUAAAAUUACUUCUUCACCCGAACACCUGCUGCACACGGGUAGGAAUGGCCGCGCACCGAUGCUUGGGAUAGGGGACUCAGAUUUUGGGCAGGUAGGCUCGACUGAAGCAAUUGGCUGUAAGCAAUUUCGACCACGAUUUCCUGUAUUGAUUUCUUCGCUUUUUUACGCGCUAGGUUUAUUUUCCUUUUAGGUGUUUAAGUUAAUCGUCAAUUUUAGAACUUUUUAUUAUUAUUCGAUCUGACUUGUGUAUGAUAUCCUGUAAAUGGUGUACACAUCGUAUUGUGUACUAGGGGAAAGCUAAAUUCAAGUUUUUCAGUUUGCUUUUCGUUCGUUUUGUGUUUGGCUAAGUAUAAAAGAAAAAAAAAGGCAUUAUGGGUAAAGCCAAUGGUUUGGACAAGUGUUAAACAUUUCAAUUUUUUAUUUGUCAUAACAAAUUAUACAAGUUUUACUUGAAAAAAUAUACAUAUGUACGUACACUAUUGCUUGAAGAUCGAAUUUCAUGUUAUUGGGGUUCAGUGCUAUGAGUGAGAAAAGUUGAUUGAGAUGCUAACAUAAGGUUGAAUUUCACAAGACUGAAUGCACAUAAGGUUGGGCACAAAAGACUGAAAUUAUAGAUUGUGACAUAAAGGUGAAACUACAAAGGGCUGAACAUUGAAAAAGCUGAAAGUAAUAAAAUUCAUGAACAAAGUUGUUGCAUUAUGACUAGUAAACGGUAUUUUUUAUUAGUAAUAUAACAUACCUACCUACUAACGGAACGCACAAGUAGAGAUGUUCCUUAUUUCGAUAUGAGCUGUUCUUUCGAGUUAACAGCAUGAUCAGAGACUUCGACAUUGAUUUUUCAUUUGGGCCUAACUGACAUUUUCGAAUUCUCUUCAUCGAUCCUCUCUUUGCGUUAUCACAGAAUGUGUAUUGAGUUUUCCAAAGAUUUUUUGGUUGAAAUGCGAAGAAGACGACUACAUGUUGCUAUAGAAACAAAAAGAAUGAUGAUUUUGUUUGUUUUGAUCAAGUUAUUAGCGAAAGAGAGAGUCGAUGAAGAGAAAUCGAUCAAGUCAGUUAGGCCCUUAUGAAAAAUCAUUGUCGACUUUCCCCUUUUCCCAGAGACAAACGCUAUAUUUUUGAAAAAUACUGCCCUAAUUUUGUAGCCGUUCAAUAUAGCAAUUUGUUAUCGUUGGGGUCGUCUUUAGCACGGCUGUACUUGGGUGGACGGAGUUUGAAAUCUAACAGAAUCACUUUUUAAGCCCUAUAUCAUGUUUUUCAGCUAUUUGACCGAGUGUAGAAUUAGCAUUUAAGUUAAAAUACACAUUAAUAAAAACUAAAAAAAAGCUUUUUGAUGUUUUCAGCUUUUCGAGAUUUAGCUUUAUGUAUUCUACCUUCUGUAAUUUCAGUCUUCUGUCCCUAUAAAUUAAUUCUUCACUCGUUUCAGACUUUUUUCCUGACAUUUUUUUCAAAAAUUAGCCAGACAUUACUUUUUAUUAUUUUAACUCUUUGUGAUCAAAUCUUUCGUGAUUCGGCCAUUCGUUAUGCGACCUUUUGUGCAUUCGGUCUUCUGUGGUAGUUGGAAGCUAUUCGGUAAUUUGUGCUGCAAUUCUUCAAGUCAUUACUGUUAGACUAAUUCCAUUUAUCCAAUGAUUUUUCAAAAAAAAAAAAAUAUCCAGGGCAUUUUGUUUAUGAAUUUCUUAUGAGUUUUUUCCAGGAAUUUCUCUUGUAAUUAUUCCAGGAAGUUCUGCUGAUAGUGCUUCAGGAAUUUCUGUUGAGAUUUAUGAAUAAAUUUCUGCUGCGUUUCCUUCAAGAAUUCUCCCAGGAAUUUCUCUAACAAUAAUUUAUGAGAUUUCAGUAGAGAUUCGUUCAACGAUAGCUCCAGAGAUUUCUACAGCAAUAGAGUAAAAGCUCUAGACUUCUCCCCCUUCACAAAUUCUGCUCUAAUCACUUCAUACAUAAAAAAUGGAAUUUAUAUGAAGAGGGCGAAGCCUACCUCUUGAACUGGGGUUUUCUCUAGAAAUUUCUCCAUUUAUUUCUCCACAGAAUCCACCAGGAACUCUUCCUGUGAUUCUAAACAAGAUUUUUUUUUUCGGGAAUUUGUAUUGGGAUUUUUUCAGUGAUUUUUCCAUAAAUUCGAAGAAAUCUCUUACAAGAUUCUUCUGAGAAUUCUUCUACGGAGUCCUCUAUGGAUGUGUCCAGAGAUUCCUUCAGGAGUUCCUGCUGGGAUUACUCCCAGAAACCCUUCUGGUAUCCCUUCAACAAUCAUUCCUGUAAUUUUGAUAAGAAUUCCUCGAAAAAAUCGUUCAUCAUGAGAUUUCUUCAGGAUUUCCUCUUGGCAUUUCACCAGGAAUUCUUAUUAGGAUUACUCGAGUUAUUCCUACUGCGAUUGGUCUAGAAAUCUUCAUGAGAUUCCUCUAGGAAUUUUCCAGGGAUUGGUCUAGGGAUUUCUACAGGGAUACUUUCAUAGAUUAUUCCAUAGAUUCCCCAAUAAUUUAUCUAGGUAUCCAACUUGGGAUUUCCACAGAGGUUUUUCUAGAGAUUUAUCCAGGCUCCUCCAGGAAUCCUUCUCAAGAUUCUUUCAAGUUGUUCUUCACUUGAUAUUUUUCUAAGGAUUCCUUCAGAAAUGUCUCCAGCUACCGUUUUCAUCUACUGUUGACUUCGAAAUCAGGUACAGUGCAUAAGAACGAAUAGAUAUUUUUAAACAUGUUACGAAGGGACUUCCAUCAAGCUCCGGUAACGAAAUUCUGACAAGAAAUCACAACAUUUCGUAAAACAUGUUCAAAUUGAAAAAAAUUAAGAAGUUUGAAUCCGUGUUGAAGUAUAUAAAUCACUGACGCAACUUACGAAGAUUGAACAAUUAUAGAGCCAACUUAGUGGGAUUCGAUCUCAGGUCCUCGUCAUGAAACCAUCAUACCAGGUCUGAUUAACCGUUUUGUUUGUUUCAGUCAAUAAAGUACAGUUUUAGCUCAAAUCGCGUGAAAAUUAUCAGAUAUUUUGAAAACACAAUAUUCAUCCCGCAAAGUUAGCACUAGCGCUGUCUUUUUUGCACAUCAUUAAAGGCUUAUUUACAAGUUCAGGGCAAUUGUCCCUGGGAUUACUACCAGAGGAGUUUUUCACGACGUUUCUGCAGAAGCACUUCCCGGGAUUUUUUCCAGAGGUUUUUUCGGCAUUGCUCUUCCAAAAUGUUUCCAACAGUUUUUCCACCGAGUUUUGCAAGACUUCGGCAAAAGGUCAGCCCAAGAUUCCUUACAAAGAACUUUCCGAGCUUACUAUUGGAGUUCCUCGCGGGAUUUUCCUCCUAGUUCCAUAGGAUUUUUCGUAGAGGUUUUCUGAGUUCCUCUCGGAAUGUCCCAAUACCCAAGAUUACUCGCAGACCUUUUUUCAAGAUGUUCUAGUUUUUCUAGGAUUCCUUAAUCCUUACGAAGUUUUUCUCGAAUUUCUCCAACAGUUCUUGUCGGAAUUUCUUGUAAAAUUCUACCUGGUCUCCUUAAAAAAAUGCAGGAAUUUCUCACGAUCAAUUUCGUAGCUUAUUCGAGAAGGUAUUCGUAGAAAAUGUUCUGGUAAAAUUUCGAUAAGAACUCUGGGAGUAACUGACAUGCAAAGGGCGUGAUAAAAUCGGAACAUUACUGUACCAAAUAAAAUUUCAAAAACAUGGUAACAUCUGAGAAAUAUCAUGGAAGAUAUCCUAGCAAAUUUUCUUGGAGAUAACACAAAAAUAACUCCGAGAUAAAUCUCGCAAGGACCUCUUGAAGAAAUCCUGCAAAAAGAAACUCCAGGAAAACCCAGAAAUCCUGGAAGAUUCUCAAGGAAGACAUCCGGAAUGGGUGGCUAGAAUCUUGGAAAAAUGCCGGUAGAAAUCCAGAAGAAUCUAGUGUGUUUUAACUUAAAUGUGCUUAAAGCUUAUUCUAUACUUAUGCCUGAACUUAUUCACGCGGAUUUGUUGUAUUUUAUGGGAAUAACCGACUUGUCGGAAAAAUCUGCUGGAUCGAGGAGUUUCACAAAAGCUCAUGUUCGGAAGAAGCAAACACUAGGUACAUGUUUGAAAACUUUUUUAUUCAUACCAACAAUUUAGUUAACUCUGUGGAUUUUACUUCUGAGUGGAUACCAAGCAGGGCCGGAUCUAAGGGGGGCCACAUUUUAGGGGCCCCCACAAAAACCUUUUUUGGUUGCUAACAUUAGCUUUAUUUUUCAUAUUGCUCAAGUACUGUUCGAAAACAAGGAAAAACAUUUUUGGUCAUCUCUCCGAGAGGCCCCAUCAUCCGCUCGGGCCCCGGGCCCCCACAAUCCUUAAUCCGGGCCUGAUACCAAGUAUUAAAGUUCUCAACUUUUUUAUUCAUACAACCUUUGUUAUAGUUGGAAAGUUACUCCAAGAAUUUUAAGAACAGUACUGUGAAAAUUCAACUUCAUUUUGUUAUGCCAUGUUGCCUCAAAGAGCAAAACCUUAUGAAAUUUUGAUAGCUUUUUUCUCAGUUGUACGUUUUUCACAUGGGCCAGUUGAAGCUUAGAACGGCAAUAGAUGAGUUUGUUCCUCUGUUUCGGACCCCCCAAGAUCAACAUGAACAUCUUCAAACGCGUGUACAAACGUAAAAAUUACAAACACAACAAAAUAAAUAAAAUAAGACCAUCCAGAAAACGGAACUGCCAAUCAUCUCAGAGAUAACAACAGUUUUAACAAUAAUCAAAGGAUUUAUAUAUUUUAGAAUGGGCACAAAGAUGGAACAAGAGACGAAUAAGCAAAACUGUGAACGAAUAUAAAAGACUAAAAGUGAUCGACCUAGCAAAAGAUAUAGGCAUUCGAUUGAAAAAAAAAAACAAAUGAAAGACUCGAUUGAUCUUGUAUGAAGCAUUUAUUGACACUAACCUACUUAAUUUCCUA
Messenger RNA from Aedes albopictus (Asian tiger mosquito), 6056 nucleotides. Its product is annotated as caspase. Bases 176 to 1105 code for a protein of 309 amino acids. Lineage: Eukaryota; Metazoa; Arthropoda; Insecta; Diptera; Culicidae. Gene Ontology annotation, biological process: apoptotic process; proteolysis; positive regulation of neuron apoptotic process. The record is from RefSeq and is a predicted model, not a curated record. The transcript is spliced from 3 exons. Gene Ontology annotation, cellular component: cytoplasm.